AUGUUCACCAAAUCCACCAUCCUCUUGACCCUCGGUGCUCUCGCCACCUCAGCCUUGGGUGCAGACUUGACUAUCUCAACUCCCGCUUCCCUCAUCCAAUGUCAACCUGCUCUCCUUUCCUGGACGGGCGGUACAGCCCCUUACUACCUCGCUGUCAUCCCCGGUGGUGAACCUUCCGCUGCUGCCUUGCAAGACCUAGGUGAACAACAGGGAAACUCUCUCACCUGGACUGUUAACAUCGCUUCGGGUACUUCUAUUACCUUGAAAGUCACGGAUUCUACUGGUGUAGUCAAUUACAACCAGGCUGUUACUAUUCAAGCUGGAUCUAGUGAUUCGUGCUUGACUGCUGCUGCUACUAGCUCUGCAGCUUCUGCCUCGACCCCCACCGCUGUCAGUACCGCCUCUGCUGCUGCUGCCGCCGCCGUAACCUCCGGAUCAGCAUCAGCCGCUACCACUUCAGCUGCUGCUUCAUCUGCCGCUAUGAGCUCAGCCGCAGCUUCUUCCGCUGCUGCUUCCAAAGCUUCUUCAGCUGCUGGAUCAGCCUCUGCUGCUGCCUCCUCCGCCAAAUCAGGUGCCGCUUCUGCUGCUUCUGCCGCUGCGUCAGCUUCUACCUCUGCCAAAUCAGGUGCUAUGUCCACCAAGUCGAUCGUGAACGGCGCUGUCGUUGCUGUUGCUGCUGGUAUCUUGGGUCUUGCCCUUGCUUAA
Kwoniella botswanensis is the source of this 705-nucleotide messenger RNA. RefSeq lists its product as uncharacterized. The transcript is spliced from 4 exons. The record is from RefSeq and is a predicted model, not a curated record. Bases 1 to 705 code for a protein of 234 amino acids. Lineage: Eukaryota; Fungi; Basidiomycota; Tremellomycetes; Tremellales; Cryptococcaceae.